Molecule: messenger RNA, 2787 nt
Organism: Dreissena polymorpha
Lineage: Eukaryota; Metazoa; Mollusca; Bivalvia; Myida; Dreissenidae
Product: methionine adenosyltransferase 2 subunit beta-like
Exons: 6
Coding region: 128-1021 (297 amino acids)
Biological process (GO): S-adenosylmethionine biosynthetic process
Cellular component (GO): methionine adenosyltransferase complex
Molecular function (GO): methionine adenosyltransferase regulator activity
Source: RefSeq, a predicted model, not a curated record
UACUCCUGCGUCUCACUAGCGACACCAGCUAAGCGCUGUCGUUGUGACCUCACAUGUUGGCAACCGGACUUCCCUUGGUGGAUGCGUAGACAGCGUUGGUUCUUACACACCUUUCCACAAUUUCAGAAUGUCCAAGCGAGUGAUAAUCACAGGUGCCUCAGGAUUAUUAGGCCGUGCAAUUUACAAGCAGUUCAAAGCAGAUUCUAGCUGGACAACACUAGGUCUUGCGUUUUCAAGAACAAAAGGGGAGCUUGUCAAAUGUGAUUUGACUGAUAAACAAGCUGUUACUGAAUUGGUUCAAGAAUUUAAGCCACAAGUCAUCAUACAUAGUGCUGCUGAAAGAAAAGUAGACAUGAUUGAAAAAGAUCCGGAGGCAGCUAAAAAAACAAACAUAGAUGCCACACAAUACAUUUGUGAAGCUGCAGAGGCUGUCGGAGCAUGGGUGGUGUAUAUCAGCACUGAUUACGUCUUUGAUGGCACAUCACCUCCAUACAGCAUUACAGUCAAACCCAACCCCCUGAACCUGUAUGGCAAGAGCAAACUAGACGGAGAAAAUAUCACGUUGGAAGCUAACAUUGGAAACAGUGUUCUGCGGGUACCAAUCCUGUAUGGUGAGAUAGAGAGCCUAGACGAGAGUGCCAUCACAGUGCUGUUCAGCAAGGUGAAGGACACUGGUCAUCAGGCACCCAUGUGUAACUAUCAGCGACGUUUCCCUACCCACUGUGAUGAUGUGGCGUAUGUUCUCCUGUCGCUAGCUGACAGAAGGCUGGAGAAAGGCAACGUAAGUGGUAUCUAUCACUGGAGUAACAACGAGAAUGUCACCAAGUUUGACAUGGCUGUGACCAUGGCAACCUGUUUCCACCUGCCGACAUCCCACAUCAUUCCGGAUGAAUCCGGUUCUGGUUCAGCAAAUAGGCCCCACAAUGCCCAGCUAGACUGCAGCCGGAUUGAGAAGCUGGGAAUAUGCAAAAGGACUGCCUUUAAAGAGGGAAUUACAAAUGUACUAAAGCCCUUUGUUUAGACGGGCUUUAUUAAAGGGGUUUAAGGUAUCUUAAAAGUGCUACACCUGCCUGUGAUUGUUUAUUGUGUGUCUGGAUUUUACUGUUUACUUUUUAAAAACAACUGCAAUUUAAAAUGUUGGUGUGUGUAUUUGCAUUUUUUAUAUAAAAGGUUAACAACUUUUACAGUUUUAAGGAAAAAUAAUUUGCAUGAUUUGGUAUUUCUGGGCCACCAGCACCAUUAGGGAUUUUUCAAAACAAUCAUUUUUUUCAAGAUUACCUUGUUUCAUAAUUCAUGUCACUGUUACUUGGAACAUUUUGUUUCAAACACGUUUGUUUACACAAUUGUAAUGAGAACAAUGUUGAUUUAUAGAAUUGGAGGCUAAAGUUUUGUUUGUGAAAAAAAGAAGUGUUGUGUAAAUUUUGCCUCAUUUUGUUUAUGUGAUCUUCAAUAAAUUAGUACGGUAGUUAUAAAUAAUAUUGCCUUUGUCUAGUAUGGGUUUUUGCAUUUUAUUGAUGGUAUUUUAAGCAUUUUAAGAUUGCUUAUGAGCUAAUUGUUAUGUGAUAAGUUUAUAAUUUAUGUAUGACACACAAUUCCCAGUGUAAGCAACUGGGUACAAACUGUAUAAAAUGUGUGUAGCAUGUAAGUCAAAUCAGUCAAGGAAGCCCUUUUAUCAAGUGAUAGCCUCAAUUUUGAUGUGAUGCUUGUCCAAAAUUCUUAUCUGAUAUUACUAUUUCAAGGAACUUGAAGGUAAAUUUGAUCCUUAUGAUGGGAAAACUGGGCCUAAUUGAUGUACAUUAAGUGUCAUCCAAGAUUAGCCUGUGUAGUUGGCACAGGCUAAUAGGUAUGACGCUUUUGCCUAAACUGGAUUUUUAUUUAGUAGAGACUUCCUUCAAAUGAAAAAAUCCAUAGUCGUGCUCUCCCUGAUUAGCCUGUGCAACCUGCACAGUCCAAUCUGGGAUGACACUUAAGGUACAUGCAUUAAGCCCAGUUUUCCCAGAACAAAGCUCAUAUAAUUCAAUAAUUAUAAUCAUAUAAUUCAAUAACAAUAAUUCUAUAAAUCGGUGCUUUAAGCCUAAUCAGUUAUUUGUUUACUCUUCACCUUCUCACUGCUUUUGUGAAUUUAUUGCAAGAAACCAGGGCAAAUACAAAUACAGAACAUUUGUAAUAUUUUUAUUACGUAACAAAUAUGAUGAUAACAAACAUUUUAUACUGUGCUAAUUGUUGUAUACUGUGUACAAUUCAGCAAACUUCUGCUGCUAAACACAUCUUAAAGGUGGUGUGUUUUUUCAUUUGAAGUAUAUUGACACUGAAUGACACUUUUGCAUGUACUUGUACAGGUGUUAAUAAUUUGUUCGAAGCCAUUUAAAUUGUAUAGGAAAAAAUGUAUACAAGUAUAUAACCAGGACUGCAUUAGUUUUCAUUCUACUGAAAUACACAAUAUCAAAUACUGCCAAAGUUAUUUCCUCUCAAUACACAAAGUCAAAUGCAUACUUAUUUCAGACUUCAAACAUGACAUUCUGGUAAAUCAGAUGACGGAAUUAAAAGCUUUAAUGUUUACAACAUAUUUGUAUAUAAGCCAAACUUACAAUAGGGAUACAACUAAAUGUAAGGUUGCAUAAUAUACACCUGUACAUGAAUAAAUGUUUUUAAUGCAUUUAAACCGUCAUUUAAUAUGAAAGCAGUUUUGAAUACCAGACUUGGAUGAGUAGUAUUAGUUCAAGCUCCUUGAUGUUCAUUUGUAAAGUGAUAUCAACAAAACUAUUCAAUAAAACAUUUAAAAAUUUU